Molecule: messenger RNA, 2397 nt
Organism: Botrytis porri
Lineage: Eukaryota; Fungi; Ascomycota; Leotiomycetes; Helotiales; Sclerotiniaceae
Exons: 2
Coding region: 1-2397 (798 amino acids)
Source: RefSeq, a predicted model, not a curated record
AUGUCGUUCUCACGAAAUAGAACCAAUUUCAACCUGCUUGAUGAUGUGGACGACGAGGACAGACUCCCUGGCGAGGACGACAAAAGUGUUUUAUUUCAAACAACAGGAACAAAUCUUCGGAAUGCACGGCGACUAGUUGGCAGCCAAAUCGUGAACCAACAUUUAAUACAAGAACGAAGAAACAAAGCUCUAGAAGCAUUGUUAGCGGUACGAAAGGAGGGUGAUAAAACAAAAGGGCUUACACUGCUCAAUAGCCUAACCAGCAGUCCAGUUACAGACAUUGUUCCUGCAAGUGCAGCGUCUCAAACUGUGGAAAAGUCUGAGGUUCUCCCUCCGGUAGCAGAAGAGGCAUUGGCCGAAGCUGACAGCCCAAAUGCGAAGAAUCAAGUGCCGGUCAGAGGACGGAAAUGGUAUGGAAAAUCUCGGGCACGACCUACUACUAUGGCCGAUUUCAAACGCUUUAUGCCCCUUCAACUUGAGCAUCCUCCGCAUCCAGAAGGAGAUCGCAGUAAUGCAUGGUUUAAGGACGAGUAUGCCAAUUUGUUCAUAGCGAUUGUCCAGUUUGCUACGAAGUUUUUUGGGUUUCAAGAAUUACAGGAAGGGUUUCACGAGCCGUGGGCUGUUAAGAUGCCAGAGGAGUUUUACAGAUAUGUGGAACUUGUUGCUGAGCCAGAUACAGUAGUUGGGGGAUGGGAUGAGAUAUUGCUCGAUACGAACACAAGAAAGUAUCUCAUUGUCGGUAUCAUUGUAAAGAUAUUAGAGGCCAGGGUCUUUUCGGCGGUUCUAUGGGGAAACACUAAAGAGGGAGAAGAAUUUCUUCAUGGUUUGGAUCGUGCACUUCUCGAUAGUGAAGGCUACAGUCGUCAAGAACUCCGCCGCAGAUCUAUUCGCACUCUCUUGGGCGGAGCAUCUCUAACCCCUAAUUUCCACAGAGAUUGCACAAAAUUGACCGCCCAAGUACUACUCCUCUUCCUGCCUCUCUUCAACUACCUCACGCUUCUUCCUGCCGGUCCCGAAACCGUCACCCCCAAAGCUACAGCCCUAUACCAAUCCCUCCACAACAUAUUCUCCAGCGCCGCUUACCUAUCCAUCUGUAUCCGCAUCUCCCCAACCAUAAUCCACACCGUCUCCCUCAUGCCCGGCACCGCCUACACACCCGACGAACACACCUCCAUUCUCCAAAACUCCUGGACCUUAUCCAAAACCGUCGUUCAAAACAACUGGAACCGAGAUCGCGAAGAAUUGGAAAUCGAACGCGCAAAAGCCGAAGGCUAUGUAAUCGCCUACAGCAAUGCAGGCAAAGCACGCCUUGAAUCAAAUGCCGGCUUACGUGCUCUUCGUCGUCUUCAAGAUGUGCAGAAGAAAUUAGCAGACCAAAAACCUCCCGGUUUUACGCACGAGGCAGGUGUGAAAAUUGCAAUAUGGCCCGUCACGAAGAGAUACUGGGCGGGAAAUUCAAAGCCGGGUGGUGAUAUGGAUGGCCAGAGUGUGUUUAAUGUCACGACUGCGGGAGCGGUAUUUUACUACAAAGAAAAAGGAAAACUCGUCGAACCACUUCUUGAUUUCGUGGCAGAGAAAGAAAAGAAAUUGGGUAGGGAACUUAAGAGAGUUAAGGAUCUUUUGACGAUUUUGGGCUUUUUAUCUCUAGGUACAUUUUUGGUUCUCUUGUAUGUGGUUGGAUGGGCAGCGUUGGUCGCUUGGCUUACAAGUUCCAUCGCUGCGAUCACGGACUCGUUGAGAGAGUCGGUGAUAAGGGGAAGAGAGACGGCUUCUAGUGCUUAUGAAUAUACGGGAUCGUCUGGCUAUAACCGGUUCGGGAAAAGAAGAGAACAACCGAUUCCUGAUUAUCCAACCGCUUAUUCAGAUGCGAAGGAAGGUAUCAAAGAGGGUUUUCAAAAGGGGGCUUCGAUGGCGGAGGAUCUAGCUGGUGAUACAUAUGAAAGAUUGUCAGCCAAAGCUAAAGAAAGCUAUGAUGAGUAUGAGACGCGGAAAUCACAAGCGGAAGAGGCGAUUGAGAAUGCAGCUUCCAAGGCCAAGAGCGCAGGGAGAGUAUACGAGAAAGCGACAGAGAAAGUGAGAGAUGCGGCUGAAAGUUCCGGCGCGAAAAUCGCAUCAAAAGCCAAAAACGCAGCGGGAAGCGCGAAAGUGAAAUUAGCAUCGAGGGUUAAAAGCGCGGGAGCUCCUGCAGAGAAAAUCACGGCAAAGGCGAAGAGCGCGGCGAAAAUUACGGCGGAGAGGGUCACGUCGCGGGUUCGAUAUGCGGCGGCGGGUGGUGGUGCCCAGGGAAGAGCGUCGAGGGUACCGGUGAAUCGGGGAGCGGGAGCGAGGGCAACGGCUCAGGUGGCGAAGAAACGGACGAAGGGGGAGGCGUAUACGAGAGAGGGGAUGGGGAAUUAG